Puccinia graminis f. sp. tritici CRL 75-36-700-3 is the source of this 898-nucleotide messenger RNA. Its product is annotated as succinate dehydrogenase (ubiquinone) membrane anchor subunit. NCBI's taxonomy places the organism in Eukaryota, Fungi, Basidiomycota, Pucciniomycetes, Pucciniales, Pucciniaceae. The record is from RefSeq and is a predicted model, not a curated record. Gene Ontology annotation, cellular component: mitochondrial envelope; membrane. Gene Ontology annotation, biological process: mitochondrial electron transport, succinate to ubiquinone; tricarboxylic acid cycle. The coding region runs from base 1 to 657 and encodes 218 amino acids. The transcript is spliced from 5 exons. Gene Ontology annotation, molecular function: heme binding; ubiquinone binding.
AUGUCACUGAAGACACCCGGCUCGGGUGCUCUCGAGCUUUGGCCGGGGAGGGCAGACCAUCCCAGCACCCCCAUCCUCAGAAUCAAGACAACAGACCACAAACAACAAAACAUCAACCGGAUCAUCAUGUCGGCCACUCGUCUAUCCACCCUGUCACGUCCCAUGAACAAGCUGCCCAUUAUCAACCGACUGGCGCUCAUGACCCCUCAAUACCGUCGAUUGUCGACCAGCUCGACGUCAUAUUCACAACCCUCCCCUAUCGUCAAGGCAGACUCGGCCGCAGAUGCCCCCUACGUUAGGGGCACAAUCAACGACCCUACUACCUUUCCACCACCCAGCAAAGCCCACGGAUCGAUUCAUUGGACCUUCGAGAGAUCGGUUGCCGCCAGCUUGAUCCCGCUCUCGGCCGCCACUGCUAUUUCCAGUGCCAAUCCAAUUCUUGACGGGGUCAUCGGGGUAUUCUUGAUUGCCCAUUCUCACAUGGGAUUCGAUCAAUGCUUGGUCGAUUAUGUUCCCAAACGUAAAUUCCCUGUGAUCAGCCCGAUCGCCACUUGGACCCUACGAGCAUUAACGUGCGGCGUUCUCGUUGGAGUGUACCAAUUCAACACGCACGACAUCGGUAUGACCGAGUUGAUCAAGAAGGCAUGGAAGGCUUGAACAGAAGAAAUGGGGACGAUAAUUUAGAACUUUUCUCGGUCGUCUCAGUUGAUCACCGUCAAACGUUACACUGAAACCUUCAUUUAGAACUUAAUCUGACUCUCAUCCUUGUCUGCUCAUACAAGUAUCAUCAUGUUUGUUUUUGUCAUCUUUGUACAGCAAUCAAUCGAUUUUCAUCCAAUCCUCUUUUCAGUCUUGUCUUCAACUCAAUCAGACAUCCAUCCAUUGAAAAGCUGUUUGG